GAUUGUAAAAGAAGCUCAUAACUAUUUGGACAAUAUGAUUGCUGAUAAACAACAACAUUACAAGAGCCGAAGUCCAGAAGAAACAGCGAGACUCUCGCUCUUGGAUUUUCUGAUAGACCACAAAAUGAAAAAUAAAGACUGGACGAACGAGGAACUUCGCUACGAAAUGAUUACUAUUUUUGUCGCCUCGUACGAGACGAUGACGGGAAUAGCCUGUUUUGCGUUACUGAUGAUGGCGAUGCAUCCGGAAGUUCAAGAAAAAGCGAGAGAAGAGGUUACAAAUGUAAUGUCGGGUGAUGACAUUUCCGAUACCGAAAUAGCAAAUUUGAAAUAUCUGGAUAUGAUCAUUAGAGAGACCAUUAGACUUUUUCCAGUCGCACCGUUGAUGCCCCGGAAGGUCAACGCCGAUUUGAAACUAAGUAAUUCUCUUCAAAUACGUCAAUUUACUGUUAAUGUGUUCUGA
Messenger RNA from Diachasma alloeum, 463 nucleotides. Its product is annotated as cytochrome P450 4d8-like. Gene Ontology annotation, molecular function: iron ion binding; oxidoreductase activity, acting on paired donors, with incorporation or reduction of molecular oxygen; heme binding. The record is from RefSeq and is a predicted model, not a curated record. NCBI's taxonomy places the organism in Eukaryota, Metazoa, Arthropoda, Insecta, Hymenoptera, Braconidae. The coding region runs from base 35 to 463 and encodes 142 amino acids. The transcript is spliced from 4 exons.